Messenger RNA from Dentiscutata erythropus, 270 nucleotides. The record is from the annotation of a GenBank genome assembly. NCBI's taxonomy places the organism in Eukaryota, Fungi, Glomeromycota, Glomeromycetes, Diversisporales, Gigasporaceae.
AUGAGUUUUUCAAGCGAUUCACUCUUAAAAGAUGUCUUGCUAGAAUUUAUGCGACUAAUGCGUGUAGAAAUGGGCAUUACCAGAAAAUCUUUGGGUGAUUGUGACAUUUUAGGAAUUCAUAUUCAAGCAAGCGUAUAUCGCUUCAUUAAACUCGUAUAUACAAAUCGUAGAUUUACAUUUGUAAAUGCUGGUAAAUCUACUAUUGCAAGAAUUAUUAAAUUCGCAAUCUUGAUUGAUGAAAUUGCAAUAGCUAUGAUAGAAAAAUUUUGA